Vanessa atalanta (red admiral) is the source of this 3363-nucleotide messenger RNA. It is a transcript of the gene TTLL5, whose product is annotated as tubulin polyglutamylase TTLL5. The transcript has 16 exons. Gene Ontology annotation, molecular function: tubulin binding; tubulin-glutamic acid ligase activity. The record is from RefSeq and is a predicted model, not a curated record. Gene Ontology annotation, biological process: microtubule cytoskeleton organization; protein polyglutamylation. Gene Ontology annotation, cellular component: cilium. The coding region runs from base 234 to 3203 and encodes 989 amino acids. NCBI's taxonomy places the organism in Eukaryota, Metazoa, Arthropoda, Insecta, Lepidoptera, Nymphalidae.
UAAAUUUGAAACAUAAAAAUAUGGAUCUUUCAAAAUUCUAGUUGAUUUAUUGAAAAUAAACAUAAAACAAUUUAAUUACCAUUAGAAAUAGAGAUGUGAAAUUAUUUAUGAGUUUACAAACUUCGUCCGCAGAUCAACGGCGAAGUAAUACGGCCAUCUGACCUCCACAUGUAUCAACAGAAACAACUAUUCCGUCUACAUCGGGCCUUCAAGCAGAGCAAGACAAGGACAGUAUGAGAAAAAAUGACGACGAAACAAAUAACAGCAAAGAGAAAGAAAAUGAGGGCUCAGUAUCAGAUUGGGUAUCGGGAGGACCGAUUGGGUCCAAGGUCGCUGUACUCGUAUUUAGAUCCUGCGUCCUCGCAUCACGAACGCCCUCGAUGGAAUCAACGACGAAAACCGUCGGAAACAAUACAGGGACCACGAUAUUAUUAAACAAAGCAAAGAACAUGGCGAAGAGAUUAGUUGCAGAACCGCAUGCAUUCAGUGUUAGGCCAAAAAAUAUAAUGCACGAUGUGAUGGAAACGUUCGGAAAUAGCAAUAAGUUUACAGGGCAAGCAUAUGUUGUGAGGCACGUUAGUGAAGCUGAGAUGCCUGAGACGAUGUCCAUCGAAGAGCAAGGACAUGAACCGACUGAACACAAGAGAGAUAUCGAAGACGUCCUCAAUGAUCUGAGUAAGAUAACGCUGAAGAAGAAUCUCAACAUCGAAAACACAACUGCCAAUAUCAAACCACCAGAGGAACCACCGCCAACCAAAGAUAUAAAAGAAGAAAAAAAAGGGAAAAAGAGUAAAGGCAAGAACAAACGGAAGAAUUCUCACAUACAAAGGACUUUAUCUCCGACGUUAGAAAGUGACGACUCCGAACAUAUGCUAGUUAAAGACGUCGAUAGCGUCAAGGUACUAGAGAGUUGUCACAUGCCGGCUCGCGUUCUAAAAAUCACUUACAAGCUAGUCAACACGGAGACCAAGUUAUUGCACCGUCUCCUUCAAGCACACGGACUACAAGAAGCCUCGCAGGAUGCAAAGGAUUUUAACCUCAUGUGGGCUGGAUUGCAUCCAAAGCCUGACGUGUUGCGAUCUCUCACGCCUUAUCAACGUGUCAACCAUUUCCCUAGGUCAUAUGAACUAACUCGCAAGGACAAACUCUUCAAGAAUAUCGAGAAGAUGCAAUACUUCCGCGGCCUGAAGCACUUCGACUUCAUACCGACCACGUUCCUGAUGCCUGUCGAGUAUAAGGAGCUUUGCACGACGCAUUACAGGACGAAGGGACCUUGGAUCGUCAAACCGGCUGCUUCUAGUCGAGGUCGGGGUAUUUACAUCGUGAAUACGCCUGAACAAAUACCGAAAGGGGAGAACGUCGUAGUGGCGAAGUAUAUCGACAAACCUCUCCUCAUUGGAGGACACAAGUGCGACCUUCGUCUGUACGUCUGCGUUACGUCUAUAGAUCCUCUGCUGAUCUAUCUCUAUGAGGAAGGACUCGUGAGGUUCGCUACAGUGAAGUACGACAAGACGAAUAAGAACCUCUGGAAUCCGUGCAUGCACCUCUGCAACUACAGCAUCAACAAAUACCACACGGAUUACAUCAAGUGCGACGAUCCCAAUGCUGGUAAUAUCGGCCACAAGUGGACUCUUUCGGCUCUACUCCGCCACCUCCGCAAGCAAGGCCGGAAUACAGCUGCACUGAUGGCUGCCAUCGAAGACCUGGUGGUGAAGUCCAUUCUUUCCUCUGCUCAAACCAUCACAGCCGCUGCGAGGGUAUUCGUACCCAGUCAUUUCAAUUGUUUCGAAUUAUUUGGAUAUGACAUACUCAUAGAUGACAUGCUGAAGCCUUGGUUACUGGAAAUCAACUUGUCGCCUAGCUUGGCUUGCGAAAGUCCACUGGACGCUCGAGUCAAGUCGGCGCUCCUAGCGGACACGUUGACGCUGGUCGGGCUGCCGGCCGUGCCCAUGUCUAAAAACGAGGCGUCGCCACAGAGCAACUCGCUUAGAAUGAGAAUAGGAGCUUGUCGCAGAGUCCACUCGGCGGAGAACACGUGCGUGCGCGGCAAGGCGGCGGCCGGGCCGGCGCCGGGCGCGGCCGGGUCCGGCGGGCCGGGCGGGCCGGGCGGCGCGCUGACGGGCGACGAGCUGCGGCUGGUGCGCGCCGUGCGGGCGCAGUACGCGCGGCGCGGCGGGUUCGUGCGGAUCUUCCCCAGCCAGAACUCGUGGCAGAAGUACGCGCAGUAUCUCGACCCGGUGACGGGCGUGCCCGUGUGCUCCACGUCGCUGAACAACAACGCGCCGUACACGGUGGUGCAGCACAAUUACAACCUGCUGGUACACUCGCACGUGUUGCCUCACUUCCAGCACGCCACCGUCGCCACCAGCCUCACCGACACGCCGCAAAGACUGCAGCGCUACGAGGCGGCGUGCAUCGCGGGCGCGGCGCCGGCCGUGCAGCUGGACGCGCAGCCGCCGCCGCCCGCCGCCGACGCGCGCCGCGCCAAGCACCUCGUCAAGCAGCAGCUCGCCGACGGCCUGCGCCUCACCACCGGCGAGGUCCGUCGCGCCUUCGGCCUGUACCUGACGCACGUGCUGAAGCGCAUCUCGUCGCCGAGCAACGAGCUGGGCGUGCAGCACGCCGCGCUCGUGCUGCGCUUCCUGCGCCGCGCCUCCGCCUCGCUGCGCAUGCCUUACAAUGUAAAGGGUCCCCCGGCGAAGAUGUGCGACAAGGACAGAUGCGCCGUUAUCGCCAAGCAACUCAACGAUUUCCUCUACAUGUACUACCGCGAGACCGACCUCUACACCGACAGUGAGGAUCGCGACGGCUGCGUUUCCAAUAUUCACUUCGCACAAUUCCUCUACUCGGCGAGCGAAGCCGAUUUAGAAGAUGUGUUGUUGCUGCUCUUACGCAUGGAAAAUUAUGUCGCCACAUUCCUGGGCGACGGUCGCGGUAGCGCCUUCUGCAUCGACCUGCCGCCAGAGAAACGUGCGCCGGCCCCCCCGCGACACACGCUGCUGCGACACCUCGCCGCGCUCGCACAUCUCAACUGCAGACGAUACCGACCAGAAACAGAGACAUCGAGCAGGUCAGAGCCCGAGGAACCGGCGUCUACAGAGAGUGUCCCGCCACCGCCCUACACCAGCUCCGAUUUGGUGAUCAAGGAUUCACUCAAGCAGGAAAAACCUCACAACCUGGCCCUUAAGUACGCCAGAUCAUAGCGACGUAAUGCUUACCAUACAAACUUUUACCUAAUAGCCGGGGAAUAUCAAACGUACCAACCGAAUGAGCGUUGACAAUAAAAACUAAACGUUACGCGAAUUAAAAAAAAAAAACAAAAAGGUCUGCCAUUAAUCCGAACCUUCUUUAAUAUGAAUAAUU